UCGUGUUUGAGAACAAAGGGAUAUACAGAGCAGCAUUGGGGUGCCAUCUGUUGACUACUCUCCACAGUUUGGAGCGUUUAGUCCGUCAAAACCACCAUCGGAGGCACCUAUAAUCACCUCUGUCGUCGCUCACAAACUUUUCUCAUUGACCCCACCGCCUAUAAAUUGCACAUAUCCAUACCAUCUAUACCCUAACCCAAGGCCAAACAGCACAUUUGCAAUCUUAUUGGGCGCGCGAUGGCAACGAGUGGACCAAACGCUGACGGUGGCGCCGCCGCCGCUGCCGCUCCCAAGAACUCGUGGCCGGAGUUGGUGGGCAAGUCGUCGGAGGAGGCGAAGAAGAAGAUCAAGGAGGACAAGCCGGGCGCCGACGUGCAGGUCGUCCCCGCCGACGCCUUCGUCACCUUGGACUACCGCACCGGCCGCGUCAGGGUCUUCGUCGACUCCGACGACAAGGUUGCCAGAGCUCCCCAGAUCGGCUAGCUAGCUAGCCAGCAGAGGGGCGCGGGUGCCAGCGACCAUAUAUGUAUACAUAGAAUUUCUGAUUUCGUAUGAACAAUAAAAGGCAGGUGCAUGUUAUAUUUGUGUAACUACUGGAUCUAUGUGUGAGAACGUAAGAUCACUUCGAUUUGGACCUCUCCGUUUUUUUGUCUGGUGUUCUUGGUGAAAUGGAAACUGAUCACAAUCAAUUGAUCAGAGGUUAUACAA
Messenger RNA from Sorghum bicolor (sorghum), 708 nucleotides. Its product is annotated as subtilisin inhibitor. The coding region runs from base 238 to 483 and encodes 81 amino acids. Gene Ontology annotation, biological process: response to wounding. Lineage: Eukaryota; Viridiplantae; Streptophyta; Magnoliopsida; Poales; Poaceae. The record is from RefSeq and is a predicted model, not a curated record. The transcript has 2 exons. Gene Ontology annotation, molecular function: serine-type endopeptidase inhibitor activity.